UAUAUCUGUAUGUUGCAUUGAUGUCGUGAUUUAUCGUAUCGUAUGCAGUUUCUCCUCGGAUGCGGGAUGUAUUGGAAGAGGUAUGCUAUUUCACCACGGAUGUUGUUUACGGACUACUGUAGACAUCGGUAUAUAUCUCCGUGUAAGUGGAAGUUUUCUAUUUUUCGGAUAACAAGGUUUGCUGUAUUGGUGGAUGAGAAAUCCAAUUUCAGCUCGGCUAACUGGGAUCAUCUGAUACUCCAAUAGUAGUAGCGAAUUACCUAUUCAACUCACGGCGAUAAAAGCGUGUUGACGCUGAAUUUCAUGUAGAAUCAUUUAAUAUCUGAAGAAGAUUAACGAUGGAUUUUAUAGAUAUGUUACUUGUCGAUCGCGUAUAGUUUGCUUUGCCGAAUCAGAGACCAUUCGUUAUGCUAAGUCUUGAUGUAUCAAAGAACGUAAAUUGCAUUCUUGCAAAUGAUCUGACAGCACAGUGUACGUUUGUGACUUAACCAGCGCAUCACCAUGUAUAGGAAUGAGUCGCGCUUGUAGUCAGCGUUUGGUUAUCGUCUGCUAAUGAACGAGCCACCGAGUGAAUUUUGUCUAAUUACCACACGUCUUUCUUCCAUGAAUAUAUGAGUCGUGUUUCGUAUACACGUGUGACUGAAUGCAGUAACGAUAUCUGUGGUAAUGUGAAUUAAUCCAGUAAGUCAUUCUCUCAAAUACACAACGUGGACACUAUAACAAGAGGAUGAAUGAGUACCACUGAAGUUAAAAAAUGUACACAAAUUAAAGCAUCGCUAAGAUUCAAGAUCAAAACAUACACCGGCAGGUACACCUUUAAAAACAAUUUAAACCUGGUGAUUAUGGAGGAACGUCUUAGAUGAAAGGCUACCGCGACGCAUCACUAAAAAGGGUGACAAGAAAGCAACACUUAUAUCAAGCAGAGGUGAUGCUGAGAUAAGCCUAUGUGUAGGCUUGUUUAUGUAUAGCUGCUGAAACUUUGUGUGUUGAAGUCAUUUCGACAAACAGAACAGAACAUAUCUACGAAUACGUAUCAUGCACACAACUUGGAAAGUAUAAGUGCAACCAGGCGCGUCAUCAUGAAGUCUCGACGAGAGCCCUGCUCUAAUGCGUGACUACAUUGUAGCUAAUCGUAAUUACGCAUAAUGUCCAAUACACGUCACGACAAAUCAUUUGACUAAAUGGAUUGAAUACAAGAAGGUAUACAGUGUGUCAGCUAGUAGCAGCGAUCGACUUAUGCACAACGGAUCUCACGUGUAAGCAGUCCUGGCACCCUGUGGAUGUAAGCUUAUCUCACCACCUCUGCUGAAAUAAAAUUAGAUCUGAAAUAUUCAUUGAUAGAUUUGUUGCUCAAAUAUUCUGGUUUGAUAUGGAGAGCACUGGUCGUGGCAGAGACGAGAUUUUACAGGAAUGGACAACUUUAUGUAAGACCUAAAUCGGACAGUUGUAGGUGGGGAAUUUCAAGGUAUUGCAACUGUGCAGCCGAUUUAGGUUAACUCGGAUCGAUUUGAUUGAAGAAAGCAUCGAUUUCGACUACAGUCUAUAUACAACAAUACUCUUGACUCUUGCCCUUGUCAAACGCGUAUACUUGCAAAACCAUCGAAAAUCCUAGACAUAUUCAAAUAUAAUCAGCACCGGUACUCAAAAUAACGACGUGUGAAUAUGGAUAUUAGUAUAUUUAUUACGCGAAUAUUUCAUAAAGUUAUCUAUUACCAUAGUACAGAUGUAAUAUGGUCGCAAUAUUAACGUGCUAAAUAUUCACGCAGAAGCAACCACCCUGCUGCUGAGCACCAUACACAAUACGCAUGAUCAUGAACGCUUUUACAAGGUGUCGUUUAACCCUGAAAUGUACGGAUGACGUAUUAUUUCCUAAUUGAAUCGAUUCGUGUCAUAAAUAUAGUUUAUUUCAUCAUAAUAUAAUUAUUGCAUUGAUGCGUGUAGUUUCAAAUCUGACUGUGAAGUUGACAAAUAUUUGGAUUUGAGGUUUGAUCUCGCUUGAUUUGUAAUACAAUGGAUGUCUGUUUCAAAGAACAAGGGUGAUGCACUUGUUAUAGCAUAUGGACGCAGAAACCUAAAUUCUCGAGAGAACAUAGGCCUAGUUACAGAAAACAGAUAUCUGACUGUGGAUAAGGAACCGAAUUUAUACAGAAUUCUCGUCUUUCAUAUUGCAAACAUAUAUUCAUUCAAAAAUAAGAGAACACAGCGUUAUGACAACUAACUUAAGACGCUUUGUCGAUCAUUUUGUUUGUUGUUCAUUCUAAGAUGAAACAUCUCCAUCGUCAGUUCAAUACAAGAAAGCAGUGUAUCGAAAGUUUGAAAUUUACGUUGAUAACAAAACAAAGUGGCUCUUGUUUGUUGUCGACUUUUCCUACCUUCAGAGCGUCGUACCAAAGAGGUUUCACGACUCGAUUCUUAUUUCUUGUCACUUACUUACUUUCAAGUUUUGGUACUGUGUAUGGUAUGUGCCCUGCAAAAUGCGAAUGCGACAACAUUUACCAAUCCCUUGAGUGUAGUAACGUAGACAUAUUGGAAAUUCCGAAAAACAUUCCGAACUCUACCAGAUUUAUAUCAAUCACAAACACACAGAUCUCUGAGAUAAAGAGGUUAGCUUUCUUUUCUCUUCAUUCUUUAAGAAUGAUUUCGUUGGAGAACAAUCUGAUCAAUACAGUUUCAAAUGAUUGUUUCAACACUUCAAAGAAGUUGAGAAAGUUGAAUUUAAACGGAAAUCGCUUGUUGACUUUUCCAGAAGCAUUGUUUGGCCUUAAAAGGAUAAACGAAAUACAUUUACAGGGUAAUGAUAUGACUAUCCUAAAUCCAGACAAACCUGUCAUUUUACAGAAAUUACACUUCCUGGAUCUUGAAAGCAACAGACUAACAGAAGUUACUAGGAAGUUUUUCGAUUCAAUGUCAAAAUUGAAUACUCUUAACAUGUCUUUCAAUCAAAUACGAAAAAUUGACACUGAUUGGUUAAGACCGAUGAUAAACUUGAAAGUACUUGAGCUCGAAGAGGCUUUUGAAAUAGCGCCCGCUAUUGGGGAAUGGUUUUUUUGCGAAUCUUCGAGCUCUCUCACCAGUAUAAACAUGGCUUACAAUCGCAUUAUUUCUAUACCACCAAGGACGUUUUCUUGUGUUCCAAAUCUAAAAUUCCUAAUUCUUAACAACAACAAUUUAGUCGAAUUCCCUUCAAAUAUGAGCCUUCAAAAUGUUGAACGUCUUGACUUGGGGUCUAACCAAAUCGCACAUCUCACAGGAGACACAUUUGAGUCCUGCAAAAAUUUAACGACAUUAGAUUUGAGUUCAAACAACUUACGAGGUUUACCAAAUGGUGUUUUCAGAACUCUAAACCGCUUAGAGUCUCUUGAUUUGAACAAUAACUACUUGACUAACAUCCAGUCUGAUACAUUUGCUAACUUGCCCUUCUUGAAGCAUCUUCUUCUUUCCGGGAAUAAGUUACAAGUAUUACCUCCACGGUUAUUAUCCCUACAUGUGAAUCUCAUUAAUGUUGAUCUAAGCGUAAAUAACAUUGAAAGUAUCCCAGACGAUAUUUUUCAACCGACUACUUUGUUAAAACAACUAACUCUGAAUAACAACUCCCUUGUACAGCUACCAAAUAUUCGGAAUCUUAGAGAUUUGCAAUAUCUAGACGUGUCAUGGAACUUACUUAACGUCAUAUCGCCUGACGCUUUCGAAGGCACAUUAUUAAGAACUAUCAACUUAGGUUCAAACAAAAUCAAUACAUUCUAUUCGGUGACCCUAGAGCGCUUGAUGAUUAAUCACACACUUACAGCAUUGAUACUCGACGGAAAUCCGCUCCGUUGUGACUGUAUGACCGUAUGGUUAACAUUGGUGCCAAUGAAUGCAGUCUCUGAUUUUCAGUGUGCUUAUCCAAACCGACUUUCUGAAAGUACGUUUCAUACCUUAGAUUAUUUCGAGAAGGAUUAUUUGGUGUGCGACGAUGAAAUAGAUACGGAAUUUAUUCAAAAAGUAAUUAUUAUUUGGUUCUCCAUGUUGUUACUCGUUGUUCUUGUUUAUUGGCUAAUGGUGUACCAUAAAACUUUGCGGUUAUGGCGAGCCUGGAGUCCAACAAAGCGGAAACGUAAACGUGAAGUGGGUAACAGCGGAAAGUCCAACGCAUAUUACCGAAUUUCGACUGAUAACUUUUGGAAUAAUAACAGUUUGUUCACACAUCGCAUGACUUCCAGUUUUCGUCGAGUGCGUCUUACAGAAUCGUUACAAAGCAAUGAGUAUUUAGAAACAAUAGUUUAAUGAAACUCCAAAGGAUAAUUCUGAUAAUUAGGUUUAAAUUAUGGAGCUUGUGAUAAUAUGUUCACGGUCCAGUCCCAUGAUCACGAUUCAAAUUCUGUAAAACUCAGAUUAAUUGCACACUACGACUCAUAAUAGACUUGCUUAUACGUUUAUACGGUAAUUACAGAGCAUCAUAAACCUGCCUGCUAAAGGCAACUAGGUUGUUUACUAAACUACCAAGUGAUGUCAGUAACUAUUGGGCUAAAGUCAGAUGUCUAUAAAAAUACUUAAAUUAGUGAUGACAGUAAGAAUUGGUUUAAAUCAAAACUUAAAUAGGCCUAUUCAAAAAUCUAAGCUGUAUCCCAUUAUCCGUUUCCUAGGUUUUCGUCAAAAAUAUACAGGCCCUGUCCUGGGACAGAAUGCUCACGUACUCGUGUUGAUAUCUGGUUGUUUCACCAAUAUAAACGGAAAAACAUUAAAUGCACAUGUAAAUUUGUAAACAACGGGGCACCCUAACCCUAAUUUUGAAAUGAUUUUUGGUCAGUACAAUUUUUAACUUUAUGACAGUUUUGUUUCGACAUGCGUUGGUGAGUUAUUAAAAUAACACACCAAGUUUUCACCUAAACUAAUUAUUUAUAUAGUGUAUAUUUUCACAGGUUAUAUCACAAAUUUGCAUUUCCUUAUGAAUAGAGUGCACCAUCACCAAGAAUCACAAAAAUAAUAAUACAUUAUAACCGUCGAGUGGUUAAACUAUGUUAGUUGUGUAAGUGCUGAAGAACUAACACUACACUAGGUAUUAAAACAAAAAGACAGUAACUCCGAAAAGAGACAGUGACAUUUUGGGAUUCAACGUUUCGAUCUAUUUGAUCAUUUUCAAGAAUACUGGUGAGAAAAUCUCACCCAUCCAUAUAUGUUU
Messenger RNA from Anneissia japonica, 5161 nucleotides. Its product is annotated as nephrocan-like. The transcript has 5 exons. The record is from RefSeq and is a predicted model, not a curated record. NCBI's taxonomy places the organism in Eukaryota, Metazoa, Echinodermata, Crinoidea, Comatulida, Comatulidae. Bases 2263 to 4266 code for a protein of 667 amino acids. Gene Ontology annotation, molecular function: protein binding.